AUGUCUGCUUAUCUCGCCCCUAAAAAGGGCUAUAUGAGCCGGGUUGGAACUCCCCCUCCGAUUCCAGCAAAGACGCUCUUGUCAGCCCACCAGUUACCGGAACUUGGCGAGCAACAGUUGCAAGAAUGCCUUGAUCGCACUGUCCGUGAUGGUUGUGAUAUCCGCCAUUUCUAUGAGGUUAUGCUUGGUGCGAUUAGGUCAAACAAGGUGUAUCUCGUGAAGGAGCUACUCCGAUAUAAAAUACCUGUCUCGCCAAUCUAUAUACUCGAAGCUGUUAAGGUAAAGGCGAAAGAUAUCCUAAUAGCCUUCUUUGAUAACGGCUGGGAUAUUAACACGCCAAUGAGUGGCAUAGACCCCCCUAUUCUUACCAACGCUCUCGAGGACCUAGAGAUGACAAUAUGGCUACUUGAUCGUGGCGCAGAUCCUAAUAUGCGAUGUGAUAUCGAUAAUACCCCGCUCUCUUAUGCCGUUAGAUAUGCCGAUUUGUCAACCAUUAAUCUUCUCCUACGCCGUGGUGGUGAUGUCAGAAUAGGCCAGCUUGUGCAUAAUGCGAUUUAUCGAGAGCCCGACACCCUUAAAGUUGUCGAAAUCCUACUUGAUCGGGGUGCUUCUUUGAAUUCUCUUAUGUACCAAGACCAUCAAUAUUCUCGCAACAUGUUUCCUUUUAUGGGGGAAACUCCUCUGCACACGGCAGUGGCUCUUAAAAGAUAUAACGUCAUCCGUUUUCUGAUUCACAAAGGUGCAAGUGUGAAAAUCGAAGAUUACAGGGGUCAAACAGUGAUGCAAUCCGCAGAUGAAGACACCAGGAGAAUGAUUAUGCAAGAGAUUCGGAACAGCAGCACCUCACACGCAUCUUCGUGA
Molecule: messenger RNA, 861 nt
Organism: Penicillium concentricum
Lineage: Eukaryota; Fungi; Ascomycota; Eurotiomycetes; Eurotiales; Aspergillaceae
Product: ankyrin repeat domain-containing protein
Exons: 2
Coding region: 1-861 (286 amino acids)
Biological process (GO): protein localization to ciliary inversin compartment
Cellular component (GO): ciliary inversin compartment
Molecular function (GO): protein binding
Source: RefSeq, a predicted model, not a curated record